AUGGGUGCAACGAGUAGCAGAGUUGAGGAUACCUCUGCGCUGUAUCUCAGGGAUCAGAAUCGAUUGACGAUUUCCUCAUUAACCGUUACCAACUCUCGAAGACGCACCGUCCUCAACGUAGUCCCAGACGCAUUCCCAGCGAACAGAUACUCUGCCAGCCGCGACCUCGGUGAUAAUAGUGUUGUAGAAUAUGUACAGGACCCAGAUGCUUCUCUUUCUGCCCCCCCAAAUUUUAUCAUCAAGCUCAACAACGACGAAGAGCUUACUUUUAGAUUUACUUUCGUCGUUCGACAGACCGCCCAGAACCCCUCGAACAAUGCGCCUCCGAACACCCCAACCGGCCUGGUUGAUACUGUAAUUAAUGGACUUACGUAUGUUUCAGCGUCAACAGCGAAGGAAGUAGAUACGCUUGUCACGACAGAAUUCCAUGCCGACCCGAACCUACACAAGAAUGCAAAUGUACAGCUGGUGGGCGACUUUUCUACGGGUGGAAGCCAGUCGGUGUCAUUUGAAUGGACCUGGAAAUGGAAGCCGCCGAAGCCAACAGAGGAUAGAGGUGGCGGUUGGAGAAAUCAUUGCAGCUUUGUUGAAUAUGACCAGCGCGCGCAUAGAUUAAAUACUCUUGCUAGCUUUGCCUUCUGGGUUUCAAGCAAUACUCAAUAUCUCAGCGCUCCCAACUCCCCUUCCCCACCACCAUUCCACCUUGUUCCUCCGCCUAAACUCCGAGUACCGUCUUCGCAAUCUAUGGAUUCAAGAAUCAGCGCGAUGGAUAUGCGCGAUUAUGAAGAGCCAUCGUCACCGAUCGUGGCCAACAACGAGUUUGCCUUGCCAGGUCCAGGUAUUCCGCAGAAAGACUUAGUUAAGGUCGAUGUUUCGUGCCAAAGACCGGGAGAAGAUAUGAGUGCUACAGAAGACGGACCGUUAUUUCGCGCCACCAUGAAAGCGUUGGAGCAGAAGACGGGAAAUAUGCGAUUUCAAAUGAAGAAGGUCUUGAAGAAAGCAGAUGCCAUGCACACUGCUCAAAAUGACUGCAAUGAUGCAAUGGCGGGAUUCGUAGACGCGCUUCGAGAAGCAUCAUCAUCGAAUGCGAAUGCGGUGCAACCAGCAUUGGAGCAUUACUUUGACAAAAUUGCCUGGGAGAUUCUUCAAUACGAAAAGCAGAACGCCAUUAAUCUACAAAAGAUCAUCAUCGAACCCAUACAGAAGUUGUACACUAUUGAUAUCAAACAAGCUGAGGCCAAAAAACGAGACUUCGAAGAAGAAAGUAAAGAUUAUUAUGCUUACGUUGCUCGAUACCUUGGCCAGCGGCAGGACUCGUUGAAGCAGAAGAAGCGCACGGAACAAGACACCAAGUAUCAGACAAAACGACGAAAUUUCGAAUUGAAGCGGUUCGACUAUUCCUCGUUUAUGCAAGAUCUUCACGGAGGCCGUAAAGAGCAAGAGGUACUAUCACACCUCACAAAGUAUGCUGAUGCUCAGACCAAAGGUUACCUUACCACUGCCAAGAAGAUUGAGAACCUGCUUCCACAGCUGGAUGCUCUCAGCAAUGAAGUACAGCAAGCGGACAAGGAAUACCAGUAUCAACGGACUGAGCGUGAACAAAAGCGCCGGAAUCUUGAGAAAAGUACAACUACCUACGUUGAGCCAGAUUCUGUACCUGCUGUAGGAACCUCAUCGAUGGCCUCUGCUAUUUCCACGGGUGGCAAGUAUACGGAUUCUGAACUGGGGAGAAUGGAUAGCACAUCUUCAACGCUGAGAGCUGUUUCUUCCAAUGGAGUCUCCAUGACCAACUCAGCAAAUAAUGGGGCGUCCGACUUUGCGCGCUCACCAGGGAGCUUAAGUUCAAACAUCGGAUCUUUAAGCAGCCCGGGCACAAAUUCGAAAUUUAAGGGGAUCCGAGACUUGGAAGAGAAGGACCAUUCUCAAGCUACCGCUAGCGAGAAGAAUGGCACUUUGAAGAAGGAAGGUUUACUAUGGGCUCUGAGCAAACCCGGCAGUCACGUUGACCCGAGAGGAUUGAACAAGCAGGCUUGGCAUAAAUUUUGGGUCGUGCUCGACGCUGGAAAAUUGUCCGAGUACAGUAAUUGGAAAGAUCGUUUGGACCUGCAUAUGGAACCUAUUGAUCUUCGCAUGGCCUCCGUUCGAUCAGCUCGAGGUGCUGAUAGGCGUUUCUGCUUUGAAGCUAUUACACCUCAAUUCAAGCGCGUCUAUCAAGCAACUUCCGAAGAUGACAUGAACAAUUGGAUCGCUGCUAUCAACAAUGCUAUUCAAAGUGCGAUGGAGGGGAGGGAUACAAGAGGAUAUACAUCUGAAAGAGCAUCACCUACUCCGACGGAACCGUUCCAUUCCAUUAGAAGAGACAUUGGAUCUAUCCUUACUGGGAAGAGCUCUUCGGUGAACCAUGGUCAGCACAAUCCUACGAACCAUAAUACUGCCAACAACAACGUCUUUCGAAGAACUACGGUCGGAGCAAGACCGCCAUAUCAGCGCCAAGGGAGUGCCGGUUUUGACGAAAGUCCUGAUAAGCUGCUCCAGUUGCUGCGUGAGACUGAUCAGGGUAACUGCUGGUGUGCAGAUUGCGGGUCAGGGCAGAAGACUGAAUGGGUCUCCAUCAAUCUAGGUAUCAUCCUGUGUAUCGAAUGCAGUGGUAUCCAUCGAUCGCUGGGUACGCAUAUUAGUAAAAUCCGUUCACUCACGCUCGAUAUGAACUCGUUCACAACGGAUAUUGUCGAGCUCCUUUUGCUCGUAGGAAAUCGCGUCUCAAACAUGGUUUGGGAAGCUAAAUUGGACCCUUCGACCAAACCACCAUCUCACGCUACUCGGGAAGAAAGGUUACGAUUUAUCACAGCCAAGUAUGUUGAUCGGGCUUACGUGGAACCAAUAUCUUCGACCCUUUCUCGUUACGCUACACCAGACGACACUCUGCUGGCUGCCGUCAAGAAAAACGACAUCCAGCAAGUUCUUUACGCUCUUGCUCUCAAGGCUAAUCCAAACGUGCCGGACAAGUCGCGAGGGACCCAUCCGGUAUUUCUAGCGCUCGCCGCGGCGGAUCCGGCAGCUCCCUCUCAGAUGAGCUCACCCACUCGACCCGAGACGGCGUCCAAACCAGCGGCAUUCCCGAUAGCCGAGAUGCUUGUUCAGAACGGUGCCAUUAUUCCUAGCACGCUACCUGCGUUCCCACUUAGUCGAAGCGCUGCUUUGUAUGUUGAACAAAAGAGUGCUCGGAAUGGACCGCCCACGGAUACCCUGGGCUCCCUUCCACCAUCGGCUGGGGAUAAACAGAAAGAGAAAGAGGCACGAUUGCAGAAGCGAGUGAGUGCUGGGGGACGAUUGGCAAAGGUGCCCAUUCCUGAAAGAUGA
Messenger RNA from Glarea lozoyensis ATCC 20868, 3360 nucleotides. RefSeq names its product ArfGap/RecO-like zinc finger. The record is from RefSeq and is a predicted model, not a curated record. Gene Ontology annotation, cellular component: endosome; cytoplasm; trans-Golgi network. NCBI's taxonomy places the organism in Eukaryota, Fungi, Ascomycota, Leotiomycetes, Helotiales, Helotiaceae. Gene Ontology annotation, biological process: intra-Golgi vesicle-mediated transport. Bases 1 to 3360 code for a protein of 1119 amino acids. The transcript is spliced from 6 exons. Gene Ontology annotation, molecular function: protein binding; GTPase activator activity.